AUGCUAGCUGAGGCUAAUGGGAGAUGGAAGUCACAGAUAAGAACAUCAGGAGAGCCUUAUGUCCUCUUGUCCCUGACUCUUCCUCUGCACAUUGCAAUUCUCAGGUACGGCUCCAUCGUGGUCGAUUGCAAGUGCUACUUUGACCCGGCGACCAACACCAGCCAAGAGGUGGUCCGAGAGACGUUUCAGCAGGAGACGAGGAACGCCACGUCUCUGUGGCUGGGGAAGCAGUUCCAGCUCAAGGGCGUGACUGUGCGAGCUCCCGAAUCGGCCAUUGAGUCCGUCACUGCUGCCCUGCUGCCCGAACUCCAGCUGAAGAACUUUGCGGUCAAUUUCACCGUCACCAACCUGCCGUACGCAGGGGAAAUGGCAGAUCCCGACUCGGAUGUCUACUGGAAGACCAAAAUGAGUCUUGAGAACGAGCUCCACCAUUUAUAUCAACGCAGCGGCCUGCAGAAGGAGUUUGUGCAGUGCUCUGUCGAGAGCUUCAGACCCACCGGCCAGCAUACCGAGACAGGGGUCGGCGCCGCCUGCGCAUUCGCGAUGGAUUCGCCCACAAGGACCUUCGACCGAGCUCUGGUGUACGAUGCGUUUAGGAAAUGGACAGGCAAUGCCACAGCGUUGGGGGUGUACACACUGGAAAACGGAAGUCUGCUGGUCAGCGGUUAUCCUUCAACAGUGACCCCAGUGCACCACCAAGGAGGGUUACCUUUCUGGGCCAUCAUCCUUAUAAGCCUGUCUGCUCUCCUGGGCUUCCUCCUCCUCCUCCUCAUCUGCUUCCUGGUUGCCUUCUGUCUGCGGAAGAAAGCAGGGAAGUAUCAGGUGCAGCAGGACAUCCUCGGUCUCUACUUCCCGCACUUGGACAUGAGGAAAGCGCGAUGACGGGCAGACCUUUUGCGGCCUUGACUCUCUGCGCCCCACGAGGUGGGGGGUGGGGUGGUCUCCUUUGGCACACUGCUCCCACCGUCCACAGCAAACAACUGUUUUGGCACAGCUGGAACAGACGUCUAGAUUAAGAAGUGAAUCACAACCAAUCAACGUUAGCUUGUCUUGGACCAGAGAGAGAGAAAGAGAGA
This is a messenger RNA of Lacerta agilis (Sand lizard), 1076 nucleotides long. Its product is annotated as mucin-16-like. The transcript is spliced from 8 exons. NCBI's taxonomy places the organism in Eukaryota, Metazoa, Chordata, Lepidosauria, Squamata, Lacertidae. The coding region runs from base 1 to 882 and encodes 293 amino acids. The record is from RefSeq and is a predicted model, not a curated record.